This is a messenger RNA of Tilletiaria anomala UBC 951, 1707 nucleotides long. RefSeq names its product putative cytosol aminopeptidase. Bases 1 to 1707 code for a protein of 568 amino acids. The transcript has 4 exons. Gene Ontology annotation, cellular component: cytoplasm. Lineage: Eukaryota; Fungi; Basidiomycota; Exobasidiomycetes; Georgefischeriales; Tilletiariaceae. Gene Ontology annotation, biological process: proteolysis. The record is from RefSeq and is a predicted model, not a curated record. Gene Ontology annotation, molecular function: manganese ion binding; metalloaminopeptidase activity.
AUGUCCUCCAGCGCUGCAUCCGCGCCUGUCGACGGCGUCGUCAUCGCCAUCGGCCAGACGGGCAAGCCUGCGACACAGCAACAGAAGUACCGCGUCGGCGACGUGUCGGCCCAGUGGGCCGCCUCCCGUGCCGACAGCACCAAGCCGGGCCAGCUACGUGUCUUCCAUCCGUUCCAGGCCUCUGCGCCAACAGUCGCCGCCGUCAGCCUGGGCACACAGAGGGCCGCUCCGAGCACGGCGCCCGAUGCACUGCCUAAGCCGCAGACGUUCCUGCGCAACGAGAUGCUCGAGCGCACACGGCUCGCGGCCGCCAAGGGUGCGCGUGCGCUGCGCGACCUAGGCGCUCCGUCGGCAGGUGCCGAGGAAAAGAAGGACAAGAAGCAGCCGACGAAGCGCACGAUCGCCAUCGAUGGCAUGUACAGCCCACAUGCCGCUGCCGUCGGCGCGAACCUCUCGUUGUUCACGUUCAACCACUUCAAGACUCGUGGCGCGCCAGAAAAAGCAGGCUUCAACGUGCCCGUCGAACUCAAGGGCGGACAGGAGAUCGCCGUUGUGCCACUGCAGGAAGGCAAUUGCAACGACGAAGGCGACGAGCUCAAGGAUGUCAUUGCUGCUGGAGGCGACGGGGGCGUGCCACAGCUGAGCUGGCAGACGGGUGAGGUGUAUGCCCAGGCGCAGAACUGGGCCAGAGAGCUGAAGGAGACGCCUGCGAACAUGAUGACCCCAACCAUCUUUGCAAAACGCGUUGUUGAUGCUUUCAAAGGGCUUGCUAACACCUCCGUCACGGUCCACGACGAAGACUGGGCGCGCGCGAAGGGCAUGAACGUCUUCCUGUCCGUCACUGCCGGCACGGAGCAGCCUGCCAAGUUUGUCGAGAUCACGUACGACGGCGCCUCGUCACCCGAUGCACCCAAGCUGGCACUCGUUGGCAAGGGCGUCUGCUUCGACUCGGGUGGAAUCAGCCUCAAGCCCGGUGCCGGCAUGAAGCUCAUGCGUGCGGACAUGGGCGGCGCGGCGUCCGUCGUUGCGGUCAUGCGUGCCAUCGCUGAGCUCAAGCUGCCGAUCAACGUCGUCGCUGCUACACCGCUCGUGGAGAAUCUGCCUUCCGGAUCGGCGACCAAGCCUGGAGACAUUAUUGAAGCUAUGAACGGGUUGACGGUCGAAGUUGACAACACUGACGCGGAGGGUCGCCUCAUCCUCAGCGACGCCCUUACCUACAUCUCUCGCGAAUACAAGCCGCACACACUACUGGACGUCGCAACGCUGACCGGUGCGAUCCUGCACGCUCUCGGGCACCACUACAGCGGUGUCUUUGUCGAGGACGAAUCGCUUUGGCAAGAGCUCAAGGCUGCCGGUGAAGCGGAGAAGGACCUGUUCUGGCGCAUGCCUCUGGAUGAUGAAUACCUUCGCUACAUCGACAGCAGCAACGCCGACCUGUGCAACAGAGGCACCCCCGCCGGGAGCGCCUGCGCUGCCAUCUUCCUCAAACAGUUCGUCGACGGCCUUGAAGAUAGGAGCAAGCUCUCCGCCAACGCUGACGAAGGCAAGCCGACCGUUCGCUACGGCCACAUCGAUAUUGCUGGAACGAUGGAGACGAAACAGCCCACCGACUAUCAGAGCUCAAGUAUGCUCACCGGUCGGCCCACGCGCGCUCUCAUCGAGUUUGCGAGGCGCUUUGCUGUCCUGCACACGGGAAAGCAGGCAUGA